Messenger RNA from Thalassophryne amazonica, 3149 nucleotides. It is a transcript of the gene phc2b, whose product is annotated as polyhomeotic homolog 2b (Drosophila). The transcript has 15 exons. The record is from RefSeq and is a predicted model, not a curated record. Gene Ontology annotation, cellular component: nucleus; PRC1 complex. The coding region runs from base 127 to 2856 and encodes 909 amino acids. Gene Ontology annotation, molecular function: zinc ion binding; protein binding. NCBI's taxonomy places the organism in Eukaryota, Metazoa, Chordata, Actinopteri, Batrachoidiformes, Batrachoididae.
GUGUUUUGGAUAUAGCACAGAAACGUGCUCGCACACGCUUAGUCGUGUGCUUCCUUAGCCAGCCAGCCACGUUUAGCCAGACAAAGAAGAGCAGCAUCCUGCAGGAGGACAGCACACUCCCGGGGGAUGGGGCAUCAUACCCUUGCAUCAUGCAGGGGGGGCCAGAGGAGGCACAGAAGAGCCAUUCAGAAGAGUCGGGGGUCAAAGGUGAGAAGAGCAGAGGGCACCAUGGAGAGUGAACCAGGGGCCCCUGUUUCAACAACCAGCAGUACUGGAACCACCACCACCACUUCCUCCACUGCCAGCACCACAGCUGCCAGCAGUAGCAUCGCCUCGAGCACAACUGCAACUACUCCAACUAACAGCAGCAACAGCAGUAAUAACAAUACAAGUGGUAGUUCCAGCAAUAGUACCACAGCAGGGAGACAAGCGGUGCCUCAGAUUUCUGUUUACAGUGGGAUACCUGACCGACAAACAGUGCAGGUCUUCCAGCAAGCAUUACACAGGCAGCCUAACACAGCAGCACAAUACCUGCAGCAGAUGUAUGCUGCCCAGCAGCAGCAUCUGAUGUUACAAACUGCAGCCCUCCAGCAGCAGCACAGCCUCAGCACCGCUCAGCUGCAGAGCCUGGCAGCCGUGCAGCAGGCCAGCAUUGCAGCUGGUCGGCAAAGCUCCUCACAGAACAGCACUUCAACCCAGCAAACAGGAUCUACUCAAACUACAAUCAACCUGACAACAUCCCCAGCAGCAGCUCAGCUGAUCAGCCGUGCUCAGAGCAUUAGUUCUGCUCCCACCAGUAUUUCCCAACAGGCUGUUCUGUUGGGUAGCCCAUCCAGUCCCACUCUCACAGCCAGCCAGGCUCAGAUGUACCUGCGUGCACAGAUGGCCCAGCAGAGUAACCUUGUUCAAGUGGCGCGGAGUCUGGGCCGAGCCGUUCCUCUGUCCCCACAGCUAAUCUUCACCCCCACAGCCACGGUGACGGCGGUUCAGUCAGAUAGUUCUACACAGGCCUCCUCCCAGAAUCAGGUCCAGAACUUGGCCAUCCGCGGCCAGCAGGGGGUGACCACGUCGCUGUCUCAGACUCAGACCUUGCAGGCUCUCAGUCUGAAGCAGAGUCCUGUUCCUAUCCAGCCUGCCUCGCUGGUUAAGAGUCCCAGCCAGGGGAGCCAGGCCUCUGCAGGAGGGAAGGCCAGCUCCUCCGACAGCUCGGUUGAAGGAGGCAAAAAAGGGGACAGUGCAGCGGUCACUGAAGUCCGAGCUAUAAACAUGAGUCGCAGUGUCACAGCCGUUACUGCCCAGCCUUUAAUCGCUCCAGCAUAUACCCAAAUUCAGCCACACUCCCUGGUUCAGCAGCAAAAGCAACAGCAACAAUUUGUGGUCCAUCAAAGUCAAAGUUCCCAAAGGGCACAGAAUCAGCCUCUGCAGACGGCUUCCAUUCAGCCCUCACCGCACCCUGUCCCCAUGCUGCCCAAACCUACUCCUCACCAGCCUUCCACCCCCAGCCAGCAGGCUACCAUCUUCCACUCGACCAUCAGACCCCACGCGCUCCACUCUUCUCUCAGUCACUCCAAAGCUCAGCCCAUCCAGCUCACUGCCAUCAACCUGCAAAUACAGCCAACAGCUUCUCGAGUGGUUCAGGAGAGUAAAGAUAAGCCGACCUCACUCGUGGUCAGAGAGACGUGUCCAACUCCAACUUCACAGCAAGAGCAGCAACAAAAACAGCCAGCACCUUUACCUUCACAACCCACCAAGCCUGUGGAACCGCCCAAGGUCAACCCGCCCACACCAGCUGCUCAGCCGCAAGGAGGGAGCUCAACCAAGCUGCUGAGUUCUGCACCUGCAACCCCACCCCCUGCCAUGACCUCUGGAAACGAGAGCGAGGCGCCCAUCGUGACGGGCAGCACGCCUCAGAACGGCGAGAGCAAGCCACCGCAGGCCAUUGUCAAGCCUCAGGUCCUCACGCACGUCAUCGAGGGCUUUGUCAUCCAGGAAGGAGCCGAGCCGUUCCCUGUUUGUGUGGAGCGGCUGCCUAUUCUUAUCAACAGUCCAAAGAAGCUGGACCAUCAGCUGUCCUCAGACCCUGACAAAACUCCGGUCAGCAACCCAGCAAACACUACUGACUCUGAGCCCGAGGACAUGAACCAGCCAGAAAACGAACAAGAGCAGAUUCCAAAGCUGACCUGCGAGUACUGUGGCUGGGUGGACUUUGCUUACACAUUCAAGGCCUCUAAAAGAUUCUGCUCAGUGGUUUGUGCAAAAAGGUACAAUGUGGGCUGCACAAAACGAGUGGGCCUUUUCCACCCUGACAGGACGAAAUCAACAAGCCGGUGGCAUAGAAGAGCUCAGGGUCGUCCCAGUGUGGAGGCAAAGAAGCAGAAGGUGUCCCAUUCACCACAGCAGACUCAGGGGGGUUCGCUCUCAUCGCCCCACCCCUCACAACCCAGCCAGGAAGAGUCCAGCCCGUGCUCCGACAUGUCCAGCUACGAAGAGUUGCCGUCACCGCUGUCUGCAGCCAGCUCAGGGCCUCUGGCUCUUGCUCCGGCUCCCGUUCAGCUCCCCAUCCACCGGCAGCCCAGCAGGGCAUCUGAGCAGGAGGGCUGUGCUGGCAGGGACGCACCAUCGAUUUGUCAGCGUUUCACGCCAAACGACCCCACCAAGUGGAACGUAGAAGAGGUUUAUGAGUUCAUCUGUUCAUUACCAGGUUGUCAGGAGAUAGCAGACGAGUUUCGCUCUCAGGAGAUCGACGGUCAGGCUUUGCUCCUCUUAAAGGAGGACCACCUCAUGAGCACCAUGAACAUUAAGUUGGGACCCGCGCUCAAGAUCUUUGCACGUAUCAACAUGCUCAAAGACUCUUAGCAGCAUCAUUGGUGUGAGAGCAGGAACGCAGCCUGAACCCCAGGACACGAUAAAAGAUGAUGGCACUGACAACAUAGUUCUGACUGCACUACGAUGGCGCUGAUGGAGGAAUUCCUCUUGAUACAGAAUCACAAAGUAUUCGGCACCCGUUACUAUUCAAUAACACUGUGGCUGUGUGCAGCGCCUGCUGUUACUUCAGCAGCGUGGACAUUACUGAGCAACAUUUUUAAGAUCAGUCACAUCUACAAAGGAACCACAAUUAAAGAUGUGCCAAAAUCCCCUUUAGCAUAAAU